AUGGGAAAAGACAAGAUUCAGAUGCAUGGAGACAAGCCAACUCUUACUCUACACAGCUCACAGCCCAUAUCACCACCACUCUUAGCAACCCCCACACCUAUCAGGGCCGCAAACAAGAUGAAGCGCAAACUCAACGAGCACGAUGUCCCCGACGCCGAGGACGGUUCCUCGCCCGCUUCAAAACGCAGAGCGAGCGAUGCGUCACAGACUGAGUCGCCCAAACCAAGGAAAGCAACAGCAUUAGCACCAGCACCGUCAUUUGCCGACUUGGAUCUGGAGCCACGGCUACUGCGGGGCAUAAGAGACCAGAAAUGGAGCAUACCUACUGCGGUUCAGUCGCAGGCAAUACCUCUGGCGUUACAAGGGCGAGACAUUCUCGCACGUAGUGGCACUGGCACUGGGAAAACAGGCGCCUAUCUGCUUCCCAUUUUGCACAAUACUUUACGCAGAAAGGGCAAAUCGUCGCUCAUACUUGUACCAACCAAAGAGCUUGCGCUGCAGAUCACAAAAGUCGCCAAAGCGCUCUCAGCAUAUUGUGGACAAGACAUUCGGAUACAGAACAUUGCUGGCAAGGAGUCUGAGCUUGUGACCAAAGCAAAAUUGGCCGACAGGCCAGACAUUGUUAUUGCGACUCCAGCACGUGCUUGGAUCAACAUUAACAAUGGCGCCCUCUCGGUGACGGAGCUGGCACACUUGGUGGUGGACGAAGGCGACUUGGUCAUGGGUUACGGCUUCAAAGAUGACCUUGACCAGAUCGAGGAGAAUAUUCCGACAGGUGUACAGAAAUUUCUCAUGUCUGCGACGCUUAACACCGAGGUUAAAUCGCUUGGUACACUUCUCUGCGUGGAUCCAGUGGUGCUGAAGCUCGACGACCUUGACAAGAACGCGCAAAAGGUCAAACAAUAUGUCAUAAAAUGCGCGGAAGAGGAGAAAUUUCUCUUGAUCUAUGCCAUGUUCAAGUUGCAGCUAAUCAAGGGCAAGUCGAUCGUCUUCGUUGGAGACACUGACCGCUCGUAUCGCGUGAAGCUCUUCCUUGAGCAAUUUGGAAUCAAGUCCUGCGUCCUGAACUCCGAACUUCCGCUCGCUUCCCGCCUCCAUAUCGUCGAAGAGUUCAACAAGAACAUCUACAACAUUCUUAUUGCGUCGGAUGAGACCGAGAUAUUGGGCCAGCAAGAGAUUGGCGAGUCGAGACCCAAGAAGAAAUCGAAGAAGGAGAAUGAGAGCAAGACCGACUCUGGAGUAUCUCGUGGUAUUGACUUCCUUAAUGUAUCCUGCGUCCUCAAUUUUGAUUUCCCUGGCACCUAUAAAUCAUACUUCCACCGCAUCGGCCGAACUGCGCGCGCGGGCAAAUCGGGCACAGCCAUCUCCUUCAUCAUACCGAAAGACAAGUAUCGUAAACACAAAUCAACAACAUUUUCAGGCUGUGAAAAUGACGAAGAGAUACUGAAAAAGGUGGAGAAACACCAGGAGGAAGGCCAGAAACUGGAAAACUACAAUUUCGACAUGAAGCGGCUGGAGCCAUUCAGGUACCGUUUCGGCGAUGCGCUGCGAUCAGUCACAAGGAUUGCGAUUCGGGAGGCACGUAUCAAGGAGAUUCGAUUGGAGCUUUCCAAGUCAGCAAAACUCUCGCGCUACUUUGAGGAAAACCCUGAAGCCCUGGCACAUCUGCGACACGAUCAGACCCUCAAUCACCCCGCGCGCAUACAACCACAUCUCAAGCAUGUGCCAGACUAUCUGCUGCCUGGCGGUAAGAAGCCAGAGGAUGUGGGCUUUGUGGGCUUGAACCUUCCUAGGCUGGACCGGAAGAAGUUUAUCAAGGGUAAGGGUAGAAAGGUGGUCAGAGGUAGGAACGGCAAGGUAGAUCCAUUGAAGACAUUCAACGCAAGAGGUAAAAGCAAGAAGUAG
Plenodomus lingam JN3 is the source of this 1905-nucleotide messenger RNA. It is a transcript of the gene DBP9, whose product is annotated as ATP-dependent DNA/RNA helicase. Lineage: Eukaryota; Fungi; Ascomycota; Dothideomycetes; Pleosporales; Leptosphaeriaceae. Gene Ontology annotation, molecular function: ATP binding; nucleic acid binding; RNA helicase activity. The record is from RefSeq and is a predicted model, not a curated record.